UACCCUUGCUCGCUUGAGGAGCUCGGUGUGGGUAAAAGUGAAAGUAAAAUGAGCUCGGAGUCGAAGGGGGAAAACCAGACAACUAAACUUGUCUUCGUCCGAGACAAAACAGAUAAAAGUCGCACCUGAGAGCAGAGAGAAGAUAUUUCAUCAUGACAGAAAUCUCUACAAUCUACAAACUGUCGCUGGUCGCAGUUUUCGGCCUCGUCCAAGCCUGCAGCAGCAGCUGUCCUGUGCUGGAGUGCUGGUUUGUGCAGGAGAAGGCGGGUCGAGGAGGAGGUUUGACUGCAGCUACGAGCCAGGAGAAAUCCCUGCUUCACAUCAGAACAGACCCAAACAGCCACAGUGCAGAUUCACUGAAGGUCCCAGCUGACAUCAACCCUGACAGAGUCUACUUCAUUACAGACCCAGCUGCGACUCUCUGCCACAGCUCUCUGAACCCUCCCAGAGGUUCUGUCAAGAAGCCCCAGUGUGAGAUCAACCCCUUCCUGCCUCAGCCCUCCAGCCUCAAAUGGGCUGCACCACUCACAGACUCUGCCCUCAGUCCCAUCUACCUGCAAGCUGAUUGGUUUUCAACUUCCUAUCAGGGCCUCAAAAAACAGCUGACGGUUUCCAGUAUCACGCGUGCUCCCACGGCAUCCAAGGAGCACAAUGUGAUCCUGAGUGUGAGCAGUAAAACAGUCUCGGUCAAAGCCAGACUCGGUGAACCAGUGCUGCUAGACUGCAACUUCUGGUUCGACACCACCUCACCUCUGUCCGGGUCGGGUUUUGCCGUAGAGUGGCGCUAUCAGUUCAGAGGCGACGGCCGAUUGGUUCUGGCUUACGACGGCAAGACGGACCGCUUGGCUGACACUCAGGAGGAAGGAGCCACGCUGGACUUUGAGAGUCUGCACGAGAAGGGAAAUGCAUCCCUGGUCCUGCAGGAGGCCAAAGUGCGUCACUCCGGGCUGUAUAUUUGUACGACGUAUCUGCCGUACCUUGUGGCUCAGGUGGCGAUGGAGCUCGAGAUCGUUGAACCUCCAUCCCUCUCCAUCUACCCGUCCCCUCUGCCCCUCGCUGUUCCCGGCCAGACUUUGACCAUCCAGUGUGAGGCGUCCGGCUUCGCCCCCCUCUCCCUGGAGCUGAGCUGGGAGUUGAAAGGUGCCGACGGGAGCUCCAGGCCUCUGGGAACAGGCAGCAUUAGCGGCCACAGGCAGGCCUGGGAUGGAACCUUCAGCCAGACCACCAGGCUUGAACUCGACACGACCACCCUGGACCUGGGCAGAGGAGGGGAGCUCACCUGUGUGGCUGCCCAUCUUGGAGGCACCCGACAGGCCAGCGUGACCCUCAAUGUCAUAGGAUUCAGCGCUCCCUCCAUUGAGGACUCGAUGGCGAUGGUCGGCGUGGCAUUAGUGCUCUACGGUCUUAUUAAGUUUGUCUCUUGGACCAUCACCAGCUCAGGCUCAGAUGAGGCUGCUACAAAAGACAAGAAAGACAAGUAAAGAAGACUGAAGUGAACCACUACAGAAGUGUGAUAGUGAUACAACAAACCUUUGUGUUUUGAUAUCUUGGAUGGGGUUCAAAAGAGAUUGUCCACCUAUUCGUUCAGACAGCUUUGUCAUUUUAAAGCGUUUAGAUUUUUCAUAGAUUGAGAGAAAAGCUUGCUUAGGAUAUUCAGUGCUGUGUCAGUUGUUAAUUUUUUUGAUAUUUUUUGUUUUGCACAUACAUGAAUCAUGUCUGGGGACAGACAUACUGUUGUGCUUGGGUACCAGCGAUAAUUUUCUGGAAAGGGUUUCUGCUCGGUCUAAACAUGUGUGUUGUCAUAUUUCUUUAAUCUCCUACUUUAAAGCAAUAUACCUGAUUUAUCAUAUUGGCCUCCCACUGUCUAAAUAUUAUUUCUUGUUACAUACACUGGAAAAGAGUCAGGAACUUGGAGGAAAGUUAAAUUAUAAGACAAACAUUUUGUGUAAAUAACCGAGGAAAGUAAAGUUAGAAUCAGACUAAACCGUUCAAACCCACAAACAUAAUUUUUGUAAAUACAGAGACUAUAAUGUGUGUAUAUUGUGACUUUUUGUGUUAAGUUUUUUUUUUUAUAGUGGUGUGAUGCUCCAACAGCCUGAGCUAAUUCAAAAAUUAAACGUGAAGGAAAUGGUACAAACAGGGCACAAAAUUCUACUGGUGGUUAAGUUCCAAAUUUAAUCAAGUGAAGUCUGGAUUUUAUGUGUAAUAAACACAUUUCUUAAAACA
Messenger RNA from Acanthopagrus latus (yellowfin seabream), 2226 nucleotides. It is a transcript of the gene tapbp.1, whose product is annotated as TAP binding protein (tapasin), tandem duplicate 1. The transcript has 8 exons. The coding region runs from base 153 to 1481 and encodes 442 amino acids. Gene Ontology annotation, cellular component: membrane. NCBI's taxonomy places the organism in Eukaryota, Metazoa, Chordata, Actinopteri, Spariformes, Sparidae. Gene Ontology annotation, biological process: antigen processing and presentation of endogenous peptide antigen via MHC class I. The record is from RefSeq and is a predicted model, not a curated record.